CCCUAGCUCUGCCCCUGCUUCCAGCACGUCCAGUCCUGGUCUCCUCCUGCCCCCACUAUCCUCUCAAAGGGCUCUCAGCUUUUCCACCAUACACACUUUCUAGUCCUUUAAAUCCUAGAGGCAAACUUUGGGGGAAUAAGGAAGGCUGGGAGGGGCCUAUGGCUUAACCCUCUCAAUCCGGGACAAGAAACCAAGACCAACUAAGCUGACUGGGCGUUGACUCUGCGCUCUCCUGGUAGGCUACCAUGGCCCCCGAGAGGGGCUGAAGCUUAGUUCCCGGUGCAGGUGAGAUCCCGCCCGGAGAAAGAAGAAAAAGGGCGCCAGCGAGGUAGCCUCCGAGGCCAGGAGGGACCACAGCUUGAGCCGGAACCCACUUGAGUCAGGACCACGAGAUGCCGGUGUUGAAGCAGCUGGGCCCCGCGCAGCCCAAGAAGCGACUGGAGCGCGGAGCACUCUCUAUCUCGGCGCCCCUUGGAGACUUCAGGCACACACUGCACGUGGGGCGCGGUGGCGACGCCUUCGGGGACACCUCGUUCCUGAGUCGCCACGGGGGCGGCCCGCCCCCCGAGCCCCGCGCGCCGCCAGUCGGCGCCCCACACUCCGUCCCUCCACCUGCAGUCCCACAGCCCCCUGCACCUGCUCUCCUCGUGCCUUCACCUGCGGACCCGCUGCUGUCCUUCCAUCUGGACCUGGGCCCCUCUAUGCUGGACGCAGUGCUAGGCGUCAUGGACGCGGAGCGCGCCCAGACAACCAAGCCCGUCGGGGACGCCCACCCUGGAAUGCAGCACCCGAAGGCCUGCUGCCGCUCCAACGCAGACCUCCCGCUGGACGAUGUCAUAGGCCUGUAGUGUCCUUAUUCCUGCAUUUCUCCCUCCCAACAUCCCACUUUUGUACACAUAAA
This is a messenger RNA of Peromyscus californicus insignis, 901 nucleotides long. RefSeq names its product CDC42 effector protein 5 (gene Cdc42ep5). The transcript is spliced from 3 exons. The record is from RefSeq and is a predicted model, not a curated record. The coding region runs from base 393 to 848 and encodes 151 amino acids. Lineage: Eukaryota; Metazoa; Chordata; Mammalia; Rodentia; Cricetidae.